Lates calcarifer (barramundi perch) is the source of this 10162-nucleotide messenger RNA. It is a transcript of the gene nlk2, whose product is annotated as nemo-like kinase, type 2. Gene Ontology annotation, biological process: intracellular signal transduction; protein phosphorylation. The coding region runs from base 2647 to 4242 and encodes 531 amino acids. Gene Ontology annotation, molecular function: MAP kinase activity; ATP binding. The record is from RefSeq and is a predicted model, not a curated record. Lineage: Eukaryota; Metazoa; Chordata; Actinopteri; Centropomidae. The transcript has 11 exons. Gene Ontology annotation, cellular component: nucleus; cytoplasm.
CGAAUCUUUUGGCCUCAGAAUUGGCACACAUAGACACCAGACAGAGACUGGCAAGUACACAGAUGUUAAUGCUUGUGUUGGCUAUGUAGUGCAAAAACUUACAUAUAGCACCAACCACUCACACAUUCCCGCAAAUAUCACAGUAUGACAACUGAUUCCUCAAAUAAACCUUUUUGUAUUUUUGUACUUUUGUAUUUUAGAGAUACAAGAGAAGUAAAAACUGAAAAAGUGAACCUCUCCAAAUGUGCAGUUACAAGCUAAGCUGAAUGGUUAGUAGUUAGUACUGAAUCGGAUUGGGAUCUGGGGAGUUUGGAGCCCAAGUCAACAUCUUCGGCUCUUUGUCAUGUUCCUCGAGACAUUUCUGAGCAGUUUUUGUGGUGUGGUGGGAACAUUUUCCUGCCAGGGGAGGCCCCUGACUUUGGGGAGUGUUGUUACCAUUGGAGGGGUGAGUGCUUGAUUUGUGACAAUAUUCAGAUGGGUGGUAUGUGAUAAAGUAACAUCCAAAUGAAUGUCAGGACCAAAGGUUCCUCAGGAGGACACUGUGUUAUAACAAGAUGAUCAAUAUUAUUCACUUCAUCCACCAGUGGUCAUAAUGUUAUGGCUGAUCUGUGUAUAUUGUAAUCAUACUUUUAUUUUAAUUUUCACUUAACAGAACAAUAAUAUAAAAUACAAACAUCCCUGAACAAUAGGGGUGGAACCAAAACCAUGUAUAUAUGAAAGGAAAAUAAACUUUAAAGAAAGGGUAAUAAUAAUAAUUAGAAUAAUAAUAAUGAUAUGUUCCAGCUGUCAGUUUACAUUUAACACAUAAUGGUGACCUAGCAGGAUCUAUUCUUUUCAUUACCUGUGGUAUCCUAUGUUGCCUAUGAAAUAUUCUACACUGCAUUUCAACAUUUAUUAACUAGAAACAAAGAGUGCGAGGCCUGAAUACAUCUCUCCCAGUAACUAAGACUAAAACACAGGAAGAGACACUGUGAAGUGUUUAUAUUUAUGUAUUUAUGCUUUUGGUCACAUUAUAUGACUUUGCCACUGACAGGACCAGAUCAGAGUCAACCCAGUUAGUCCAGCAGUGAGACGCUGUUUAAAACUAAACAAACUACAGGUUUGCAGGGAGGCUCCUGGUUUUCGGUGGUGCCUCCUGGGUCCUGUUCCUCUCCCCGCCUCGGGCCUCAGGUGGGCUGCAGGUCCUUAGGUUCUGCGGUCCUCUCUCUGUUCCUCCGUGUUGUUUUCGGUCCAUCUACCUGAACUCUCAGCAUGUUUAUCACUGUAUGUAUCGCUGGAUCUCAUUGCCUGUUCAGCAGCGUCAGCCAGCCCCAACCCUCGCACGUCACUGGCUGCGCUCGGUGCCAGGCAGGGAGAUUACCGUGACGUCAUGACGGCGCUGUAGGCGAUUGGUCGGUCCGUCGCGCAUAGUCUCACUGCCAAGUAGCUGGGGUUUUGUUCACCAUGUUGGAUCCGUGGUUGCUGUCGGAAGCCUUGUGACUGAUAGUUGGAUCAUGUCAGCGGCAGCAGAGCGUCGUGGGCUCGUCGCGUAGCGGAUCAACCGGGUUGUCUUCCUGUUCUUCCGCUGACAGCAGGGCUCAGCUGCAGCGACGCGGACAGAGGCGCGGCCGGUUUGAUGCGCGGACACGGACACGGCUCUCGGCUAACUCCGGGCUUCUCAGCUUCAUCACCGCUGUCUUAUUUCUGGCUCCUGGCAGCAGGAUCGCUGAUCCCGCAUUAAAAGGAUUUAACUUUGUUCCCGCAUUGUUCCUCCUCCUCCGUGGAUCAGUGGAUGUGAGCCGCGGGAGGACACGGUCCAACUCAGCGGACACACCGCUGUCCAUGGGGGAAACAAGUUGUAUGUCCGCGGUGUGUGAGGAUCGCUGCGGCUCUGAAGCUCGGUGUUUCAGUCACGGUGAUGAAGCUUCGUUUCCCGUUGCUCGGCUCGGUGGAUCGGUGUGGUAAUAUGUGAGUGGAGUGGACAGCCGAGGCCUGGGCCUGCCUGCCUGCCUGCUGUAUUGUGGCUUGGGCCAGGAUACACCUCUGCAUCGGAUCAGCAGCGUUAAUCACGGCCCGGAGAUUAGCCCUGUUUACGGCGGAGCUGCCCCGAGGAGGGGGAAGACUCAGUUUUGGAGUAGAUGAGAUUUCCACACCGAACCGAGCCCCGGCGGCGGACCUUGGACAGUUUUCAAAGAUGAAUGCGCUGCUGCUUCCCAUGUGACAGGCUGUAGAUCACACAGUGCUAUCAGGAGGGACGGGGCUCCACCUCCAUCAUGAGGGACAUCUAGGGCCACAGACUUGUUAUUUAUUGAGGGGGGAGCGGGUUAUUUAGGAACCAGUGUGUGUUAGUAGUCAUUGUGAGCGCAGGUUUUCAGACUGCUCCUGAUAUGCUCUCCGUCAUGUGCCCCAGGCUCCAGCAGCCUGAUGGUGAGCCAGACACUAAAUUAAUUUAGACCAAGUGGGUCAGAUCCUUGUUGGCGUUAUGAUAAAGAGGCUCACCGCAGUGGUUUGUGUCCCCGCAGACUGGAAGUAGCUGCUGCUGGAUCUCUCAGACCUCAGACCAGAUUUAUAUGUGCUGUCUGGAAGUUUGAAGAGUUUUGUAGCCUGGUAGCCUUUAGCUUCACUUUGAGAAGCGGUGAGUGACAGGAGGAGUGUUAGCGGCGGUGAAUGGCUCUCUGUGGCACAGCUGCUACAAAUGUCACAAAAAUGAUGGCCGCUUAUAACGGUGGCUCCUCGGCUGUGGCUGCCCAUCACCCGCACCACCAUCACCAGCUCCAGCACCUCCCGCCUCCCCACAUGCAUCAUCAUCACCACGCGGGACAGCAUCACUUACAGCACCCGGGCUCCGCCGCCGCCGUGCACACGGUCCAACAGCACACGUCCACGGCCGCCGCUGCAGCGGUGAUGCUCAACCCCGGCCAGCAGCAGCCUUACUUCCCCUCUCCCGCUCCCGGACAGGCCCCCGGGCCGGCGGCGGCCGCGGCUCCCGCCCAGGUGCAAGCCGCCGCCGCCGUCAAAGCUCACCACCAUCAUCAUCACCACCACCACCACCAGCAGCAGCACACACACCACCUACAGCAGCAGCUGGACAUAGAGCCCGACAGACCCAUCGGUUACGGAGCGUUCGGGGUGGUCUGGUCAGUGACGGACCCCAGGGAUGGAAAGAGAGUUGCCCUCAAAAAGAUGCCCAAUGUCUUCCAGAACCUCGUGUCUUGUAAGAGGGUUUUUCGGGAGUUGAAGAUGCUGUGUUUCUUCAAACAUGAAAAUGUGCUCUCUGCUCUGGACAUACUACAGCCUCCACACAUCGACUACUUUGAGGAAAUCUAUGUGGUGACUGAACUGAUGCAAAGUGACCUCCAUAAGAUCAUCGUAUCACCACAGCCUCUGAGUUCAGAUCACGCCAAAGUUUUUCUUUAUCAGAUCCUACGAGGACUUAAAUAUCUCCACUCUGCUGGCAUUCUGCACCGAGACAUCAAACCUGGCAACCUCCUGGUCAACAGCAACUGUGUGCUCAAGAUCUGUGAUUUUGGCCUGGCUCGAGUGGAGGAGUCAGACGAGUCGAGGCACAUGACUCAGGAAGUCGUGACACAGUACUACAGAGCUCCGGAGAUCCUGAUGGGGAGCCGUCACUACUCCAACUCCAUCGAUAUUUGGUCUGUGGGCUGCAUCUUCGCUGAGCUGCUGGGGAGACGGAUCCUCUUUCAGGCCCAGAGUCCCAUUCAGCAGCUGGAUUUAAUCACUGACCUGUUGGGGACUCCCUCGAUGGAGGCCAUGAGGACGGCUUGUGAAGGAGCUCGUGCACACAUUCUCAGAGGACCUCACAAACAGCCAUCUCUUCCUGUUCUCUACACACUGUCCAGUCAAGCAACCCAUGAAGCUGUCCACCUCCUCUGCAGGAUGCUGGUAUUUGAUCCGUCAAAGAGGAUUUCAGCGAAGGAUGCCCUGGCUCACCCCUACCUGGACGAGGGUCGAUUGCGCUACCACACCUGCAUGUGCAAAUGCUGCUACACCACAUCCUCUGGCCGUGUUUACACCAGUGACUUUGAGCCUGUUACUAACCUUAAAUUUGAUGAUGGGUUUGAGAAGAACCUGAGCUCUGUGAGACAGGUCAAAGAGAUCAUCCAUCAGUUCAUUUUGGAGCAGCAGAAAGGGAGUCGAGUGCCGCUCUGCAUCAACCCUCAGUCAGCUGCUUUCAAAAGCUUUAUCAGCUCCACAGUGGCUCAGCCCUCUGAGAUGCCUCCAUCUCCACUCGUGUGGGAAUAGCUGCUGCUGUGUCUUGUCACCUUUCCUGAGGAGCUGCUAAACUGGGAACAAGAGUGCAUCUCAGCAUCCUCUAUCAUCUGCGUAGCAUUUCACUGGAGAGCAGGACUCACAGGUCUGCUGUGUGUGAAGAGAAAUCCACUGGUAACUGCUUCAUGCGCUGUAUUAGUGGGUUUUGUAUGCAAAUGAAUGCGACAACAGCUUUGUAGACCAAAUCAGAAUGUUACAAACAAACUGAUCUGCUCACUUCCAGUUAGGUUAGAUUUAAUUAUAAUGAAGUACAUAUGUUUUGUUAUAUAUAUUAAUACAAAAAUAUCUAUUUUUAAAUGUCUCUAAUCACAGACAGAUUCAUUUCCCACACAGUUAGGUUAGUCUGCUUUAUGACGCCCAGCUUCACCUUUGCACCGGUGAAUUCAGUACAACUCUGACUCAGACAAUCGAUUGUAGUUGUGUUUUCUAACUGAAAACUCCCCAGAUUUGACUGAAACUGAGUUAUUAUAGACCUGUCCCCUGCACAUUCGGCCAUGGUUUUACUUAUCUAACAGUUUGUUUGCCAAAGAUGAGGAGCCUCAUGUAUAAGUGAUGCAUCAACAAAAAGAUUGUGAUUAACCUGUCAGGUCACACUGGACAGGUUCAGUCUGUCAGGUGUUUCUACCUGCUUCAGGUAGGUGGACCACUAGUGGCCAAAUUCAGAUAGACUCCGCUUUAAACAGAAGCAGCAGUGAAUGAAUGAUGAACAGUGUGUUAGUGCCUUGCACAACGUGCAUGAUUACUGUACAUUAUGUAAGCACGUCGACACGCAAGAGACACAGACCCACUUUAGACCUUACCUGUCAUUUCUUUGUACACAGCAUGGCUCUAUAUGCAGGGCAAAAUAUAACAAAGGUGAAUCUAACAAAUAGAAUAAUAGAAUUAUAGUAAAUUUCAGCCUUGGACAUUUGAACUGUUCAUGGUUAUAAAGAGAAUACAGAAAAAUGUUUGGUUAGUUAAAAGAAGGACACAGGUACAGGAAUAAUCCAUGUGUAGAUAUAUGUGACAUAUAUGUACUGUAUACUGUACAUGUAUUAGAGCAGGUAAAUGUAUGCAUGUAUCUGCUAAGUUGCGCAUGAUAUCAGUGAUGAAUGUAUGCGAGCGUUUAUACAUGAGGCCCCAAAAUGUUUGCAAUGAAGAUGUAAACCUGCCUGGGUCAGUGGUCGUGGAAAGGCUCAGGUUGCACCCCCACCUUCCCACCUGAAAAUGAACUAUGAAGCGGUCCCAGUGGAAUCUGCUUGGUGGUCUUUUUAGAUGAGUAGUGAUUAGGUGUUGAGAUCAUUUAGUCCUAAAGAUGAAGGUUUAAAAGCUCACCUGUUAGCUGUGAAGUUUGGUGUGAACAGGAAGUGAGCUGAGGGAGGGAUCAGACCAAAAGUUCUCCACCCUGCUCCCAAUCUAGACAACAGCCCACCUGCUAACAUCCUGCUCUAACUGAACACUGUUUGUUUUAAUGAAAGAAUGUGUGCUGUCUACUUGUGUGCCUGCUAAUGUCACUGCUGGGUCAGUGAGGUCACUCUCACACACACUCAGCCAAACUGAGCAAAUGUUUCCCCAGGGAGCCUAAAGAGAAGGAUUCAUGAAAACAACCUGCACCCCAUGGCAUUAGCCUGACCUGGAUGGAGGACAGUGGAAGGUGUACAGCCUUUCUUCUCUUUUUCACAAUCUGGCUCUUUUUUUUGUAGUGUCGGCUGUCCUUCCUGUUUAUUAGAACAGAAUGAAAAUGCACACAGCACCAGUUCUGUUUGUGCUUUGAGUCUGGUUGUAGAUCACGCCUCAGCCAUGUUAUCUCCAACACUUCACCUCCACCUUUGUUUAAACCUGGCUGCUGUGGCUGAUAAGUCUGGACCAAUGUCUUUUUUAUCUAAGCAAACAGAUAACACAACAUUUUCCACUUACAGCCCAGACCGCAGUCACAAGAAUGAAAAAUAAUAAGAGUAAAUAAAGUGGAGCAGGAAUGAGUCCUAAAACCAGGUAGUAAGUUAGCAUUUUAGCAUUUCCUGUUCCCUCAUCCCAAAGUCAAUGUGUUUUUGGUUAAAUGUCUGUGGUUUCAACACAAGCUCAAGACAUUUUCAGUUUUUAUUCUCCGACAUAAAAACCAUCAGUAAAUCCCCCACUCCUGAUGUUUGAAGCUUUUACGUGUCUUAAAAAAGGCGGUUGUUAACGAGUGUCUAAAUGAGACUACAGAGGUUGUCGGGGACGUUAACAUGAAAACCCAUCUACUCACCAGUCCACCUUUACAGCCUCGUUGUGUUUCUACUCACGCUCUUUCAAACUAUCACUAACUUAUCACGAACUGUUUUGGCCUUAAUAUCAGCAAUUUCUUUCCCCCUUAAACUUGUCUUGUUUUCAGACUAUACGAUUACGUUUCCAUUCAUUACAACAGAUAUUCUUUUUGAAUAGAGCAAGUUUUAAGUGAUUGUUUGUAGCCUUAUAGAGUGGUGCAGGAAUGAGUCCUAAAACCCAGAAGUAAGUUAGCAUUUUAGCACUUCCUGUUCCCUUGUCUCAAAGUCAGUGGUUAAAUGUUGGUUAAAUGUUUGAAACAAGGUCUGUGGUUUUACCACAAGCCUAAGAAAUUUUCACGCUUUACAAGUUGGAAGCUUAGUAGUGGAGACGUUGACGUCAUGUGACCGUGGUGUAGUUGGUUUAUAGCCUAACAUUAGCUUUUUACUUCUGAAGAUUUUAUUUAGGCUUCAAAAAACAUAAAAGUGGUGUACAUUUGUGCUAAACAAAACAUUUAAGUAUCAUAAACUUUUGUUGAUCACAGAAUUUUCUGCAAUAAUCCAAGAACUAAUGAAAAAAAAUCCCAUUGGCUUUUUGUGGAGGGAACCAGGGUGAUGCUAACUUCAGGGCUGGAUUACUAAAAUACAUCAUCCCUGCACCACUCUAUAAAUAUGUUGAAAGCUCCAAAUACAGAAAAAAUAAGAGAUGAUGAGGAAAUGACAGAAGGUGGUCUUCUUGGCUGUUGUGAUAGUCUUCCCUCCAGACCUUUCCAAACACAGCUCUGCCCAUGUCUCACACAUUUUAAGCAGGGUUUUAUCAUUUUGAAGGAAUCCAGCUGAUCCUAAGAGUAGCUGGGGUCACAUGUGGGCUGUUUGAAUCCACUCAGUCUGACUCUGGACCAGUGAAAUCCAUAUAGCGUUUUUAGUAGAUGAGCUGGUUUAAGGAGGGCAGAUUGUUGUCACUUGGUAACAGCUCGGUGAGGAUGUGAUGGUUCCACAUGUUCUCGGAGCUGAUGAGAUGAUGGCCAACACCAUGAGGAUGAGAUAACCAGAUAAACCAGCAAUAUCAUUCUCUGAGGGUGUUGAUUCUUUCUUCUGUCUACUUGAAUAUAUCACCAACUACUACACAACUCUUCAUGGAUCUCAGCUCACCGUAGAACCCAAACACGUAGCAUAUGAAUGAUGUAUAACUGAUGGCAUGGUCUCACCUCAGUGGGUUUUUUAAAAUCUGGUAAUCCAGUGCUAAAGUGUCCCCGUGUUCCUCCUCAUACAUGUAUAAUGUCUCCAGAAAAAAGAGCUUUGAAGUAAAUUAUUUAAUAUAUUUUUAGAAUUGUUUUCUAUUCCUGUUAUUGUGUCGUAUAGCAUGCGUCCUCCUCACACCUCAAAGUAUGAGUAUGUAUAUAUGUUAAAUAGAGAAGCAGAUCUACACACCAACCUAAUAAACAAUACCACUGUAUAGAAAUUGUAUUAGCCUGCACAUUUCUAAGGCUGUGAAGUUAAUUUUAUUUUUAAAACUUGCAUACAAAUGUAUAUAUUUUCUUGAUUUUUACCCUGCAGCUAGGAUGUGUAGAGGACAAUGAUUCACAGAGUACACAGUCACGUUAACUGUAUCUUGUGUGUACAGCAGAGUUGUAGAUAUAUCUAAGGAGAAGCCUUUCUUUUGUUAUUGAUGUUAAUGAUUUCAUCACAGCAACACUGUGUGAAUAUGUAUAUAAAGGAUUCACCAUGUUGGUCUCUACCUCUUGGGCUCAAUAACUUGGCUUUGUUUACCUCCACACUUUUCUGAUUUAAUGUGGGGAUGAAUUGAAAACACUUGAAUGUCAAUUCAAGCUUUUAUACUGAAGUAAUAAAAAAUAUACUGCCCCCACCACCCUGAUCCCCGGCCCUAACUGCUGACCUUUCCUACACUGAUCAAGUGCGAAACACUCAGCUGACAUUUUGAAUCAUUAGUAUAGGGCUUUGUAAUAAGCCCUACCAAUAGCCAAGGGUUUCCUGACUGUUAGUCACUCUUUGAUAGAAUACGGCCUAAUGAGGAGGGAGAGUCUCUGCUGCCACCACAGCUGCUCUGUUCACAGCUCAGUGUCAACGACUCCACGUCAUACACACAUCAUCUAUUAAAAAUUACACUAAUGAAUGGACUAGUGUUUUAUCAGGACACUGUACUGUCUGUGGCUGGACUUCAGAGUCCUUAGAACAAAAACUCUUUUCAGCCCUGUGAUCACCUGUUUUGGUUUACCAAUGAAAAAGAGAGGUAAAGGUUCAGAAGAGGUUUGUUAGUGAGUCUUGAUCCUUCCCAACCGAGAACCAGAUCUGAAUGGAACCCAGCCCUGCCACUAUAUCCAUUAUAGCUGUGGUGUCUUCUGCAUGUUGGAGAAACAUUUCCUUCAAGGAAGACAAAGGCAGCAUCAACACAGUUUCCAACUGAAGAGAGGUUGGAGAGGUCAGAGAGGUCAAAAUGCUACAGCCUUAGGAAACCAAACAGAACAUGGAGGAAAGGAAGUGAAGAAAUGCUUUUCUAAAUGCACAACAACUUUCAGACAAAAACAAAUUGAGAAACAAAAGAUAACGGACUGCAGGAUGAACAGGAGUUACUUCACUGGGAGUCUGACAGAGUCCAUGUUCACACUGGUGCAGAAAAACAGCUUCUGGACACAGUAACAGUGUUAUUGUGCAUUACUGUGUAUAUGGUGUGUUGUGAUGGUCCUGAGCUGAGCACUGAUGAGAUGAAUUUUUACCUCAGCUGCAGCUCUCCAUUUUCACAAACCACACGAUUCAAAUAAAGAAUGCAACAAUGCAACAUACUCGCCUGCAAAUUUCCAGGAGCUGAAGCUCCACCACAACCGGCUCAGGACAUAAUUUUUAAGAUGUAGAAUUUUCUUCUCUAAAUGUGAUGUAUAUGCUGUCAGAGCGUUAAUGCAGUGCUUUCCUGAGGUUCAGUGCAUUGAGCUCUCUCAACCUCAGGUGUGACAGUACCUGGAUGUAACCUGGGUGAACAGCUUCUCUGUUGGUUUGACCUGAUCAGACUCAGUUUGAUUUCUGUCACAUGGUCAUAGUCUUCAGUGAGAUAAUCCACUCUGAUGAAAAAUAAAUGUGUUAUUCAUCCCUGUGCAUUACCUCUCAUCCAUUCAACAAGCUCUCUCACAGGAAAAAGACGGAAAUCAUUGAAAUGUGUCUGUUGGAAACUGAAUGGGACUUUUCUCAGGAAUGAACACAGCUGGUAGUGGUGCAGGUCGUCGCUCUCCCUCCCCAUUGCCUUUAUCAACUCUUUGUGUAGAUAUAGUUGUUUCCUAUAUGUUUUAUUUUAUGUUGGAAUGAAGUACUUGAAUCAAAUGAUGCUUAUUUUGGAAAAUUGUAGAGUAACAACUGACAAAUUUUGUGUGAGACUAACCACAACUCAACAACUACUGGACUAUUUGGAUUCCUAUGAUUUGCUGUCCUAAACCAUGUUUGUAUAUUUGAUGUUUUAAUCAGAUGCAUUGUAAUUUGAAUAAACGUUGCAGUAUAUACAGUACAUAAAUGUAUCUAUUAAACUCUGCGUUCAAAAGCUGUAAAUCAAAGUUAAUAACUAGGUAUCCAGUUGACGGAUGUCAUUUUGGAAAGUGUGAGGUUGACCCAAAAGGUUCCAUCUGGAAAAUAGUGAUGAAAACAUUAAAUGUGACAUUUAAAGAAUGCCA